This is a messenger RNA of Bemisia tabaci, 1612 nucleotides long. RefSeq names its product cathepsin B-like cysteine proteinase 4. The record is from RefSeq and is a predicted model, not a curated record. Gene Ontology annotation, biological process: proteolysis. NCBI's taxonomy places the organism in Eukaryota, Metazoa, Arthropoda, Insecta, Hemiptera, Aleyrodidae. Gene Ontology annotation, molecular function: cysteine-type peptidase activity.
ACGCAUCCUCGAAAUUGACACGGAUGAUGAGGAAAUGCGAUGAGCAUUUUAAAAGAGCUUUAAAGUUAGUUCAGUGCAGAGCCUGUGCUCAAACCGUGCGGAGAGACUUUAACAAUUACGUCAUAGCAUGGAGCUAACCAGAAUACAGGUGUUGGUGUUUUUGUGUGUUUCGUGGGAAUUGUGGGAGCUCGCAAGGACUCUUGACGACAGCACAAUUGUCAUUCCUGAUCCGGCACGCUUGGCACGAGAGAUUAACGCCGCCCAAAAAAGUUGGGUCGCGCGCGAUUUCUACGGACGCCCGGUGACGUAUGGAGACGUGAAGGAGCGGCUUGGGUCGCGUCUGCGGCGGAGGAAAUUUUCAAGAGUAGGUUUUUCGAGAGGAGAUUUGCCAUUUUACGCGACGUCGGAUCACGGUGCCUCUUAUUCGGGCUCAAAGGAGUCUUGCCUCGACAGCAACAUUGAUAAAAUUACCUCGAACGGUUAUCAGGAUAUGUUGCCCACCGUGCCGAGAUCCUUCGACUUGAGGAGAUACUAUCCAGCCUGCGAGUCCCUCAACACCAUCAGGGAGCAGUCCGACUGCGGAUCUUGCUGGGCGGUCUCAUCGGCGAGCGCGCUGUCCGACCGGCUGUGCAUAGCGUCGGGUGGAAAGAUCAACGUGCACAUUUCGGCGGAGAAUCUGGUCACCUGUUGCGCGGCUUGCGGCGAGGGUUGCGACGGUGGCGACCCCAUGGCCACUUGGGAACACUUCAUGAAGGGUGGUGAAAUCACAGGGGGAGACUACGGCUCCGAAAUAGGUUGCAAACCGUACAGUAUUGCACCGGAAGCAGGCACUGAAACGGUUGAUAUUGAUGCUGAAGAGACGCCCCCCUGUGUUGAGGAAUGCACCAAUCCCAACUAUAAGAUCCCAUAUAAAGAGGCACCCAGAUACAAAACAAGAAAUACGUACAUCCUCCCAGAUACGAACUUGACGAUAGCUCAGCUGGACAUCAUGUUAAACGGUCCCAUAGUACCUAGUUUCAUGGUGUACUCAGAUUUUAUGCUUUACAGCUCAGGUGUUUACAGGCAUACAAAAGGACUGAACAUGGGAGGUCACGCUGUAAAACUAAUUGGUUGGGGCCGAGAAAAAGGGGUUGAUUAUUGGUUGGCAGCCAACUCAUGGGGCCGAGAUUGGGGUAUAAAAGGCUUUUUUAAAAUUCGCCGUGGUGCCAAUGAAUGCCUCAUGGAGGAAUACAUGGUAGCGGGUGAACCAGAUGUCAGAGACGUUUCCUCAAUGGACCAAAAAACCUGAUGAUAAAAAUCCUUAGCCUUAAAAUGGCCAAGAUCAAAGUUUCAAAAAUCGAUUGGAAGCAAUUAAAUGAGGAAAAAUAAGUUUUUCUCUUUAAUUUCAGAAGGACUGUGAUAGGGAUGACUUAAAAAAUAAAAUGAAAAAUUCAUCUUCACACACACACACGCACCCUCACAUCAUUCAAAGUUCCUAUGGGGAAGUUAUCAAGGCCAAUGUUUUUAUUUAAUGUUUAAUUACUGUAAAAAUUCGAACGUGCGUCAUCCAUUAUUAUCAAUGGUGUAAAAAUCUUCUGGUUUAGAUAUAAAAUCAUGGUUGAUAUUAGAUCUA